UGAUCGACAAGAAAUCGAUCUCUUGAUUACAUUGCUCAAAGCCAGUGCUAUCUCCAAGGAAAGAUCAACUUUAGCAGUUUGUAAGAACUGAAAUCAUACGAUAAUUCCAUCAUGACGAACUCAGGAAAACUGCCUUAUAAAGUUGCUGAUAUCAGUCUUGCUGAUUGGGGUCGCAAGGAGAUUGAACUGGCUGAAAAUGAAAUGCCAGGUCUUAUGGCMUUGCGMAAGGAGUUUGGAGACUCCAAGCCAUUGAARGGUGCCAAGAUUGCUGGUUGUCUCCACAUGACAAUCCAGACAGCUGUCUUGAUUGAGACAUUGACYGCCCUUGGUGCUGAGGUACAAUGGUCAUCUUGCAACAUCUUCUCUACCCAAGACCACGCUGCAGCUGCUAUUGCCAAGACUGGAGUCCCUGUGUAUGCUUGGAAGGGAGAGACUGACGAAGAGUACAUCUGGUGUAUCGAUCAAACACUAGUUUUCCCUGAUGGACAGCCCUUGAACAUGAUCUUGGAUGAUGGCGGUGAUCUCACCAACCUCGUUCAUGAGAAAUAUGCUCAAUUCUUACCAGGCAUUAGAGGAUUGUCAGAGGAGACCACRACUGGUGUCCACAACCUUUACAAAAUGAARGAGAAGGGUGAACUCAAAGUCCCAGCCAUCAAUGUCAACGACUCUGUUACAAAGAGCAAGUUUGAUAAUCUGUACGGCAUCCGUGAAUCCCUUGUUGAUGGUCUGAAGAGAGCAACAGACAUCAUGUUGGCAGGAAAAGUAGUUGUAGUGGCUGGUUAUGGUGAUGUUGGCAAAGGCUCUGUCCACUCACUUAAAGGCUUUGGUGCUAGAGUUAUUGUUACAGAGAUUGAUCCCAUUAAUGCUCUACAAGCAGCCAUGGAAGGAUUUGAGGUCUUAACCAUGGAGGAAGCUUGUUCAAAAGCAAAUAUUUUUGUAACUGCAACAGGAUGCAGUGGAAUUAUCACCAAAGAGCACUUCUUGAAAAUGAAAAAUGAUGCCAUUGUUUGCAACGUUGGACAUUUUGACUGUGAAAUUGAUGUUGCUUGGCUAAACGAAAAUUGCAAAAAAGAUGUUAUCAAACCUCAGGUUGAUAGAUACACUCUUCCUUCUGGAAACCAUGUCAUCCUUUUGGCUGAAGGUCGUCUAGUUAACCUUGGAUGUGCAAUGGGUCAUCCUAGCUUUGUUAUGAGUAAUUCUUUCACCAAUCAAGUCCUUGCACAAAUUGAGCUUUGGAGCAAGAGUAAAAAUUAUGAAAUUGGAGUUUAUAUGCUUCCAAAAACGCUUGAUGAGAAAGUUGCUUCUCUUCAUCUUGAUCAUCUUGGAGUCAAAAUGACAAAGCUCACCUCAAAGCAAGCAAAUUACCUUGGUUUACCAGCUGAAGGCCCAUUCAAACCAGAAUACUACAGAUACUAGGCAUAGAACUCACAAUGCUGUGUAACGGACAUAUACAUUGAACUUUGACAUGUACUGAUAGCAAGUCUGGUGUUGCCAGAGCUGAUUUAGGGAUUUACAUGUAUGUGAUGCGUGGAAAGUGUUUUAACAGGGGAAAUUAAAAGAUGUUGCAUUGUAAUAAAAAAUAACAAACCAUCUUCUUA
Messenger RNA from Exaiptasia diaphana, 1598 nucleotides. RefSeq names its product adenosylhomocysteinase A. The transcript has 7 exons. The record is from RefSeq and is a predicted model, not a curated record. Gene Ontology annotation, cellular component: cytosol. NCBI's taxonomy places the organism in Eukaryota, Metazoa, Cnidaria, Anthozoa, Actiniaria, Aiptasiidae. Gene Ontology annotation, biological process: L-methionine cycle. The coding region runs from base 112 to 1416 and encodes 434 amino acids. Gene Ontology annotation, molecular function: adenosylhomocysteinase activity.